AUGGGUCUGCUGACCAUCAUACGUAAGACCAAGCUGCGGUCGCACGAAUUCCGCUUCCUUUUCCUCGGUCUGGAUAACGCUGGCAAGACUACGAUCCUCAAGAAGCUCCAGAACCAACCACAAUCCGAGAUCGAAGCCAUCUCACCCACCUUGGGCUUCGCUAUCCAGACCUUCCAAUAUCAAGGCUAUCACCUCAACGUGUGGGAUAUCGGAGGUCAAAAAAGCCUUCGUCCGUACUGGAAGAACUACUUCGAAAAGACCGAUGCUAUCAUUUGGGUCGUUGACUCCUCCGACACAGCCCGACUGACCGACUGUAAGGAAGAGCUUGACAAGUUGCUCGAGGAGGAAAGACUCCAUGGUGCGACCAUCCUGAUCUUUGCUAACAAGCAGGACUUGCCCGGAGCUCUCUCAGCGGAGCAGAUCAAGAACCACCUUGAGCUCGAUCAAGUAUCCACGCACAGCUGGAGAAUCCAGCCGUGCAGCGCUUACACGGGUGACAAUCUUGUUCAUGGUCUCGAUUGGACAGUCGAAGAUGUGGCCAACCGCAUCUACUAUCACGGCGAUGCAAAAUCAACACAUGGUGUCCCAGCAAGUAAGGUGACAAAGCAAGACGUGUCAUGA
Molecule: messenger RNA, 621 nt
Organism: Ustilago hordei
Lineage: Eukaryota; Fungi; Basidiomycota; Ustilaginomycetes; Ustilaginales; Ustilaginaceae
Product: putative ARL1 - ADP-ribosylation factor
Exons: 1
Coding region: 1-621 (206 amino acids)
Biological process (GO): protein folding
Cellular component (GO): microtubule cytoskeleton; cytoplasm
Molecular function (GO): GTP binding; GTPase activity
Source: RefSeq, a predicted model, not a curated record